Messenger RNA from Penicillium verhagenii, 867 nucleotides. RefSeq lists its product as uncharacterized. The record is from RefSeq and is a predicted model, not a curated record. The transcript is spliced from 6 exons. Bases 1 to 867 code for a protein of 288 amino acids. Lineage: Eukaryota; Fungi; Ascomycota; Eurotiomycetes; Eurotiales; Aspergillaceae.
AUGAACCCGUUUGCUUCGCCAGAAUUUCAGGAGUGGGCAAGCACCUCUUCGCGCCGUCAAAGCACGGUCUCAACAUCCACCGUGUCGUCCGCCUCCACCAGUAUCCUCUUCCAGAGCCCUGUGACCUCCCCCGGCUCAAGGAAACAGUCAUGGCAACUGUAUGAAGAUGUGAUACGACUUGAGCUGAAUCCACAUAUGACAAUAUCAUUUGUCAAGAAUGGCCAAUUGUUCAAGCUACGCUAUACCUUCAUCGAUGUCUGUAAAGACUCGACAGGAGCUCUAAAGUGUCUUGAGCUCGGGGGAGGUCUCGGUCAACAAGCUCCAUUUAUUCACGCGUUCUCCAACACAAAAUUACCAGUUCCCCAUCUCGAGCAUCCGAAAGACACCGCAGAAUACCCUCUUCGAAUUUCAUUCCUCGAACACCAGACCGUGCAGACCGCACAGGUUAUCUUUAUGACUCAACUAUCAUAUAAAUUCGAAAAUUGGGAAGACUGCGUUCAAUUUCAAGAGCUGCUUCUUUGCUCCAAGAUGAUGUUUAUUGGGGGGAUGGCCGAGGCCAAAUCCAAGGGCCGCGGGGAAGAAUGCAUCAGCCAAAAUCUCCGGAUCCUCCGCGGCCACAACGGCAAACGGGUUAUGCUAUUCUUUGCAAACUCUCAGCGCAAAGAACUUAAACGAUACGUGUCCAUUCCAUUGAACUGCGUCGCAAAUGUCAAACCCCCGAAAAAGGCCGGGCGGCCAGUGAUAAUCGAGUUGGACCCCAAUUUCGAUAUUUUGAUGAAAAUGCGAAAUUUAACGAUCCAGUUCCUGGAUGAUGAUGAUUGCAAGAGCUUUUGCCAGCUGCUCUCCACGGAGCUAACGAUUGGAUGA